AUGACUCCCAAACGCCGCCCCUCAAAGACAUCUAACAAACCCGACGAGCUACCACUGGUGCCAACUCCACCGACUCCUCGUCCCCGCUGUGACCCCCAUGACAAAUUGAUGAAGCGGUUUUACGAAGCACUCGUGCUCCAACACGUCCUGGGCAUCACCCGUGGGGACCACAUCCCUCGCCCGCUGCCUGACGUCCAACAUGCAGAAUAUCUGGACGGCAUCAGCCUUAGGCGUAAUUUCUUGGAGAAGCUUGCGUUCGUCUGCGAUUAUGAAAAAGGAGGUGCGACUGUCACGGCCAUCGCGCUCCAGCAGACGCCCGCUGCCGUUAUAUUCUGGGUUGCAGCAAACGAAGACGUCAAGAGCAAGGUCAAGCCAUUCUUGGAAACCAUCUUGAGCAGCUUGGAGAAACUGUACUCAAACCCAGCGGAGAGCGUUAUAAAAGAGGCAGAAGACGAGAUUUUCAGUCGAGUUUGGGAAUUUGCGGAUUAA
Messenger RNA from Laccaria bicolor S238N-H82, 489 nucleotides. RefSeq lists its product as uncharacterized. NCBI's taxonomy places the organism in Eukaryota, Fungi, Basidiomycota, Agaricomycetes, Agaricales, Hydnangiaceae. The coding region runs from base 1 to 489 and encodes 162 amino acids. The record is from RefSeq and is a predicted model, not a curated record. The transcript has a single exon.